UGUGGCGGUCGGGUUUCCCAAAGGUUUUCUUGGCUGCCGAUGGCCUAUCGAACUGCAUAUGUGGUGUGUUAAACGGCACUUCACGACCUCCUAUGCAAUAUACCGAAAAAAUGACAUAGCCCUUGGAACUCUAGUACAAGAAGAAGCAAGUAUGAAUACGAAAGUGGUUGUUUUCUGCGCGGAUAGAUGCAUCACGCUGCUUUAUGCCUUAAAACAUGACACAUCUAUAGGAAAAGGAAUCUUUGUUCAAAGCGCUCGAUAUUUCGAGCCUACAUAUACUAACUUCUCCCAUGACCUGUAAAAUGGACUACAGCGUACCCAUCACACCAUUUGAUACUCCUCCAACUGCUGGCUAUCCAACCCCGAUGAAAAUGAAAAAACUCCCGCAAGACGAAAGACCCGUCGUUAAAAUCCACGAUCCGGCAACGCUGGAAGGGCAGCAAAUUGGCGCCAUCAUUUCAGUCAAGAGAGCAUUGAAACCCACAGCCCUCUCUUUACCUCUCGCCAAAGUCGGCGAUUUUGUCGAAGUUUUGGCACAUCAAAAUAUCAAUCAAGUUGAAGUGGAGAGUAUUCGUACUGGUAUGACGGGAACCAUUGAUUGGGAGGAUUUACUUCCGGUUCCUUAUGAUGGAAAAUGCGGCUGUUUGAGUGGAGGAUGUCGAUGCAUUUAUGAAAACUGGCAAGCAUAUUCUGCACGCCACCCACUAAGAUCGGUGCCCGUUUAUGGUAGUCAGGAUAUGAGUGGACUGGAUGGUAUGAAAUCUGAAUUUGCCAUAAUGAAGGACUGAGCACAAUUCGACAUCAUAUUCACCAUUACUUACUCGUCCAUAGUAACCAUGCCUCCCCAAACGCCCAUUCCUCCAAACGCGCGAUUCCAGCUUGGCAAUAUUACAACAAAGACACACCUGGAAGUAAAUGAUCCCUCAACGAUUGCUGGACAGAGACCCGGUGCCAUCUUAGUUGUAAAGCACCACCCUCAUUAUCCUCAUGACUUUGGCCCUAUUCUCAAAACGGAAAUCGAAGACCAUUGUAGGUAUCUCGAGGGUUGCGAGGGAGGUUGGGGCAAGGUGAAGGUUGAAAAUCUUCGCACUAGAAAGGAAGGAUUUUUGCGAUGGGCAAGUUUUAAACCGGUUGGUGUGAGGAAAAGGUGCUCCUGUAAUAAGGGUCAUUGUUAUUGCCUGUAUGAGGAUUUUGAGAAAAGCAAAGCCUAUUGUGAGGCUUAAAAAUGCGAGGCUCAAAGAUGACACUUGGAUCCGAGUUUCUUUGACGAUGAAUUGAUAUUAUGAUAGGGACAAAGAUCAGUCUAUUAAAUAAUGAAAACCUCACUUCCUUCUUGAUUCUGGACUUAGUGGGUGUGGAAAGUGAUGUUCCACCCGUCGAAAAGCCAUUUCAAAAGUACAUGUAAUUUUCAUAUCAAGCUUACUAUGUGUCAGGUACGCUGAUGAUUUUGGAAGCACAAAGAGAACCAUUGUAAUCAUGGGCUACGGUGGAUAUAUAAAUCUCAAAUUAGUCAGAAUGAAAUAUGUCAAGGCGUAAUAACAAUCCCAAUUUAAAUUUGACUAAAUAAUGUUUGAUCAUUCAAGCUUACAACAUUAGCUUUUCGGAACUGGACGCUCAAGGCGGCCUUGACAGGAGUAUAUGUUUGAUGUAUGAUCUCUUUUAUCCAUUGCAUGAUUGUGAACAUCUCUCCUAAAAAGUAAUUCAGAUGCACCACUGCGCGGCUGGCUGUCAUGCUGCAGCAGUUAUGUUCCUGUGAGAAAAUCGUGACAAAGUAGUUGAUUGCCUUCCACUGCGUGCACCUUCAAUGAAACAUUUCCA
Messenger RNA from Sclerotinia trifoliorum, 1818 nucleotides. NCBI's taxonomy places the organism in Eukaryota, Fungi, Ascomycota, Leotiomycetes, Helotiales, Sclerotiniaceae. The record is from the annotation of a GenBank genome assembly.